AUUGUAGUAGUAAUUAUAAUUCCAAAAAUAUAAGGAAUGGAAGAUCCAUCGAAAACUCGCCAACAACCAUCUACAGAAAAUGCAAAUGAGGAAGUUAUGUCCUCGAGUACAGAACUGGAGAAUAAUGUGCCACCGUCUAGCAAUGGUGUCGCUGGUAAUGAUGCUUCAAAGGAUCCUCAAAAACCAUCACCUAAGAAGCCUAAAAAACGAAAGCCUAAAGUUCCCCGGGACGUAACUGCACCACGCCAGCCACUAACAGGAUAUGUGCGCUACUUGAACGAGCGCCGCGACCAGCUACGAGCUGAGCACCCGGAACUCGGGUUUGCGGAGUUGACGCGCCAGCUCGCCAGCGAGUGGAGCAAGUUGCCAGCGGAAGAGAAACAGCAAUAUUUGGAUGCGGCUGAUCAAGACAAGGAAAAGUACAAUAAGGAAUGGGAUGAGUAUAAGAAAACUGAUGCUUACAAGGAAUUCAGAAGACAACAAAUGGAGCAAAAACAUUCCAGUGGGGCAGCUAAGAAGAUGAAGCAUAAUCACAACCAAGCCAGUGAGACCUCCAAUACUGCACCACCUCAAACAAGUGCAGAACCUAACAAUGUAACAGCAAAUGGUCCCAGUGCACCUGUCGUGCCUCGGCAACAAACACCUCCCAGGCCCAGACCUUGCAUCACUCCAGCAUCUGGUGAAGACUUCGGUGGUGGGGAUACAGACAUUCCCAUAUUCACCGACCAGUUCCUACAACACAACAAGCUAAGGGAGUCAGAGCUCAGGCAGUUAAGGAAGGCUAACUCGGACUACGAGCAGCAGAAUGCCAUUCUCCAACGACACGCCGAGGAGGUGAGCGCAGCGACAGCUCGCUUGCGCGCCGAGACAGCCGCGGCCGCCGAGCGCACCGCCGCGCUGCUCGCGCACCGGCGCGCGCUCGUCGCCGCCCUGGUGCACGCGCUGCAGGCCGUCGCCAUACCAGGUGGUCCAACAGGUGCAACUGAGAAUAACAUUGAAGAGUACAUGGACAAGCUACACACACUGGCAAGAGAGACCAAAAACCAUGCGGCCAUAAAACAAGCCAGAGACAUCCUUAAUAAAGUGGAACUACCCAUUAAAUAGAAUUUAAUCUACAUUAUCAGUAUUUAAUAAAACAUAAUUAGUUA
This is a messenger RNA of Leguminivora glycinivorella, 1148 nucleotides long. It is a transcript of the gene Hmg-2, whose product is annotated as high mobility group protein 20A. The record is from RefSeq and is a predicted model, not a curated record. Lineage: Eukaryota; Metazoa; Arthropoda; Insecta; Lepidoptera; Tortricidae. Gene Ontology annotation, cellular component: nucleus. Gene Ontology annotation, biological process: regulation of gene expression. Bases 37 to 1104 code for a protein of 355 amino acids. The transcript is spliced from 7 exons.